This is a messenger RNA of Notothenia coriiceps (black rockcod), 522 nucleotides long. RefSeq names its product multiple epidermal growth factor-like domains protein 8. The transcript has 3 exons. Lineage: Eukaryota; Metazoa; Chordata; Actinopteri; Perciformes; Nototheniidae. The record is from RefSeq and is a predicted model, not a curated record. Gene Ontology annotation, molecular function: protein binding. The annotation marks the transcript as partial.
UCCUGUUACACAUUUUCCUUGAUUGCUAACAAAAGUAUUGUGUGUGUGUGUCAGUCUCUGGGAGUGUGUGUGUGCUCAGAGAACUGGGCUGGAUCCGAUUGCUCUGUCCUCCGAGACUCCAUAAGCCUGCUGUGGGAAACCCUGCUGGACACACAACUAACAGUGAACCAGGCCCACAGGUUCCUGCACAGGAUGGGUCACUCUCUGGUGUCCGGACCGCAGGGAAACCUCUGGAUGUACGGAGGACUCUCUCUGACACAGGGCAUUCUGGGUAAUGUCUACAGAUAUUCUGUGUCGGAGCGCCGCUGGACCCAAAUGCUGACCAGCUCAUUGGAGGAAGGCUCGACUCCCGGUCCUCGCUACCACCACGCCGCUGCCAUGCUGACCAAUCACGAGUCCGGCUCUGGAAACCACGCAGCCAGUCACGACUGCAUGUUGGUGGUGGGUGGAGUCACUAACAGCGGUGUUGCCAUGGACACCUGGACUCUGAAUCUCAGCAGUUUGGUCUGGAGAGAACACAAG